Molecule: messenger RNA, 645 nt
Organism: Schistocerca gregaria
Lineage: Eukaryota; Metazoa; Arthropoda; Insecta; Orthoptera; Acrididae
Exons: 5
Coding region: 102-641 (179 amino acids)
Biological process (GO): protein polyubiquitination; ubiquitin-dependent protein catabolic process
Cellular component (GO): nucleus
Molecular function (GO): ubiquitin conjugating enzyme activity
Source: RefSeq, a predicted model, not a curated record
CUCAUCUCAUAAUUAGAUAAACGCGUAUUAACUUGUUACUCAAAUAUUUGGAGCCUGCUAUACUCAGGAUUCUUAGGAGAUCUGAGUAGUCAAAGGACACCAUGUCUAUUUCUGAAAUGCGAAAAGACACGGACAUUAUGAAACUCAUGAUGAAGGACUAUUAUGUAGAGACUGAUGCUCAAUCGAAAAACGUUUUUGUAGUGUUAUUGAAAGGGCCAACAGAUAGUCCAUAUGAAGGAGGAAUAUGGAGGGUUAGAGUAGAACUACCGUCACAAUAUCCCUAUCGAUCGCCUUCGAUAGGAUUCCAAACAAAAAUUUUUCACCCUAAUGUAGAUGAAGCUUCCGGCUCAGUAUGUCUUGAUGUUAUCAAUCAGAGCUGGUCACCAAUGUUUGACUUGUUGAAUGUAUUUGAAGUUUUUCUACCGCAGCUGUUGCUGUAUCCCAAUCCCAGUGAUCCCCUUAAUAGUAAUGCGGCUUCGAUUUAUUUGAGGGACAAAAAUGAAUUCGAAAUGGUAGUCAAGAAACAUGUAGAAAUGUAUGCAUCAUCCCCACGCGUUGGGAUAGCUGACCCCAAAAUACCGGACGAGGAGGAACCUCUGUCGGACCUAGAAUAUCCCUGUGAGGAGAGUAUAUUUGAAUAAAAAA